AUGUGGGUCAUUUCCCUCUCCACUGCCCCCUUUCAGGAGCUUAAGACGGAGGUACCUGGACAACUGGACCCCUCCAGGAUAGAGGUGGUUUCAGUAACAGAGGAAGACCUCCCCACUGUUGAGACCCCCAACACACUAAACGUCAGCCCCCUGGGUAGUUUUGCUGCUGACCCUGAAUCAGGGGGCCAUCCUGCCAAACUUGAAGAGCCCCAGCCUCCAGCUGCACCUAGCCUGACCAUGCCAAUCACCAAGGUGCAGCCGUUUAUCCACGAGGAUGACUUGGAGAAAAGCUGGAAAGACAGACUGCUGGCACACCGCUCUGAGCUGCUAAUUGCUUCAUGUCUCAUCAUGGUGGUCACUCUCGCUCUAGGCAUCGGCCUCGGAGUGGGUCUGAGCUGCGUGGGGAAGUUUCGUUGUGGCUCAUCGUCUAAAUGCAUCAGCACCUCGGCUCAGUGUGACGGAGAGGUGCACUGUGACAAUGGAGAGGAUGAGCUCGGCUGUGUGCGUCUGAGUGGGAGGAGCUCAGUCCUGCAGGUCCAGAGAGGGGGAGUAUGGAGGACAGUGUGCUCAGAGGGAUGGAACAACUGGCUGGGAGUCUCUGCCUGCAAGCAGUUGGGAUACUCCAGGUAUGAGGAGUCCUUCUUCAUUUCUCUAACCUCCAUUGAGCAGGACCUUCAGUACAACCUGGUGUCCAUCAACCUGAGCCAGUCACACAUCAUUAAGCUCCAGAACGCCACAACCCUCAGUAAGACUCGGUGCAGCUCAGGGAAGGUGGCCACUCUGAAAUGUCUGGAGUGCGGCUCCAGGCCCCAGUACAAUACUCGUAUCGUUGGUGGUAACAUCUCCAGGCCAGGUCAGUUCCCUUGGCAGGUCAGCCUCCACUUCAGCAGUGAACACCUGUGUGGAGGCUCCAUCAUAACAUCACGCUGGGUCCUCACUGCAGCACACUGUGUGUAUGGGUUCACAGACCCCUCCAUGUGGGCAGUCCACGUGGGGCUAACAGAGCAGCCAGUCCACGGGGCUCAGUCUCUGGCUGUGGAGCAGAUCAUAUACCACGCUCGGUACAGGCCCAAAGGACUGGACUAUGACAUUGCCCUGAUGAAGCUGUCCACAUCACUUGCUUUCAAUGGCUUUGUGGAGCCCAUCUGCCUGCCAAACUAUGGGGAGGAGUUUGAGGAGGGCACCAUGUGCUGGAUCUCUGGAUGGGGAGCAACUGAGGAUGAGGGAGAGACCAGUGUUGUUCUGCGCUCGGCCAUGGUACCACUCCUCUCCACUAAGACCUGCAAUCAGCCAGAAGUUUACCAGGGCUUCAUCUCCUCCUGGAUGAUCUGUGCAGGAUACCUGGAGGGAGGAACUGACUCCUGUCAGGGGGACAGUGGAGGUCCUCUGGCCUGUGAGGACUCAGCAGUAUGGAAGCUGGUUGGUGCGACCAGCUGGGGCAUUGGCUGUGCUAUGAGGAACAAGCCUGGCGUUUACACUCGCAUUACACAGUCACUUAGCUGGAUCCGCCAACAGAUGGAGAGAGAACAGGCUCUAAAUUCUCCAACUCUGAGCACAGACAACUGAGGCAGCACGUUUCUUCUCACAGGAUUCUGUUUGGAUGUUUUCACAUUUGACAAGAAAGAAAACUAUAGAGAUCCAACCAAAAUGGCUGAGCC
Epinephelus fuscoguttatus (brown-marbled grouper) is the source of this 1658-nucleotide messenger RNA. RefSeq names its product transmembrane serine protease 3a (gene tmprss3a). Bases 1 to 1566 code for a protein of 521 amino acids. Gene Ontology annotation, molecular function: serine-type endopeptidase activity; protein binding. Gene Ontology annotation, cellular component: membrane. Gene Ontology annotation, biological process: proteolysis. The transcript has 12 exons. Lineage: Eukaryota; Metazoa; Chordata; Actinopteri; Perciformes; Serranidae. The record is from RefSeq and is a predicted model, not a curated record.